Messenger RNA from Gigantopelta aegis, 3664 nucleotides. RefSeq names its product general transcriptional corepressor trfA-like. Gene Ontology annotation, molecular function: actin binding; myosin binding. Bases 346 to 2739 code for a protein of 797 amino acids. Gene Ontology annotation, cellular component: cortical actin cytoskeleton. NCBI's taxonomy places the organism in Eukaryota, Metazoa, Mollusca, Gastropoda, Neomphalida, Peltospiridae. The record is from RefSeq and is a predicted model, not a curated record. The transcript has 9 exons.
CCGAAAAUCUGUUAGAAAUUAGAGCCAAUUUGAACCCUCGAUUUCCUAAUUCUUUUCACUUUGUAUGUCUCAUUUGUUUGUUUCUUCUUCUCGUUUCCAGACAACAAGCAGGAAUUCAAGAAGCCAGAGUUCAUUAAAGGUAUCCAGGAUGUUGAGAUCAAGGAAGGUCAAACUGUGAAGUUCAGGUGCAAGGUCAAAGGUUACCCGCAGCCAAGAGUGGUUUGGUACAAAGAUGGCAGACUGCUGAAGCACAGCAAAUCUUGUAGAAUAGAGAAGUUUGGCAACCGCGACUACCUCUUGACAAUUGACCAUGCUACCCUGGAUGACGAUGCUGAGUAUACGGUAAUGGCGCGGAACGUUGCCGGGGAGACCAAGUCGUCGGCUCAAGUUAUCAUCGACUCGGACACUUUCGAUGAAUCGAUGCCGGUGAAGGUGGAGGAUGUCUCCUCGCACGUACAGACCCGCGGACAGACGGACAGAUCUAACUCCAGCAGCGAGACGCCUCGUGCAGCAAGUCUGAGCAAUAAGAUCAUCACAAGUAGAAACAAUAUCACCGAGGUUGCAGAAAAUAUCCUCGGAACAGCAAAAGAGAUGUCACACCUAAAUGAAAACCUGGAUGCGAUGGAGCGUGACCUGGAUGCAGUUGAGUCUGAUUUGUCGAGGUCGUCGGCUGAUGAGACAAAUAACAAUAUAAACUUGGGCGACACGACCCCGCUCGAAGCAAUUGAUGAUUAUAGGGCCAGGGAGAAAGCAGCAGGCGGUGUCCGUCUGCUCACGUCGUCUGCUCUCGACAUGCUGUGGACGGCGAAUGAGAUCAUCAGACAUGAGCGAGAGGAAUCAGACGGCUUCGUCACCAGCACCCCGAGAGAGUCGGUGUCAUCAGCGGACCGACGCGACUUCCACAACAACAGUAACAACAACUACAGCAACACCAACUAUAGCAGUGUGAGUAGGGAGAAGGACUCUGGUAACGUUUCAUUCCAGUCGAGAAACGAAAACAUUCUGAAGUCAUCAGACCAUGUUGGUGGUCAUGAAAAUCCAUCGGAUGUGGAUGAUCGAACAUGGAUAAAUGAUGCACGUGGUUCCAAUAUGGAUGAUCGACUAAGGAUAAAUGAUGCACGUGGUUCCGGUUGUGGUUCUGGCACGGAUGAUCGAAUGCGGAUAAACAAUACAUCUGCUUCUGUUUUGUGGGAUAAUUUCGAUAAUCGCAGGGACGAUUCUGUGUUUAAACAUGACCCUUCCAAAACUCCCUCUGCCCUGUCUGAACUGAGCCUUGAUCUGUCAGGGAAAGGCAACAACUCACUGGAGACGACAGAUGACAGGGUGGAUGGGAACAACACAAACUGUUCGGUUGACGAGGGCAUUGUGUGUAACUUUGGACCUAAAGCGAUCGACUCGGACAAAUACCGACGGGAUUUCGAGAGCAAGGAAAUGAAACGCGCCAAGUGGGAGGUGAAACUGGAUCACUUCUCUCCACGAGCCGAGAUCGUCAAUCGGGACAAAACUCUACAUGACACGCAAGAACAGAUCUACAUGUCGGCAGGGAACGUGUUCUCGCUGGAGGACCGUGUACGAGAUCUGGAGAGUAAAGUCAAGGGAGAUAACCAGCUGAGUAAUCAGCAGAUGUCGGAUCUUCAGAAGGAGGUAGCAAAAGCAGUGGUGCAUGUUGAACACAGUGAGAACGAGGUGAACUCCAUUGAGAGGGCUGUGAUAGGCCUGCAAGAAUCCACGUCACCGUCGCCUUCCCAGAAUUCCCCUCGCGCGGACACCUCGAGCCAGCUGUCGUCACGGCGACAGUCGUUUGACUCGGGGAUCUCGUCGCUGCGCGAAAAGGUGGAGCCAGUGCGACUGGUGGGCCACACAGGGGAGGAUGAGGUCCCGGAGAGCCGGGGGGAGUACGACGCGGACUCGGGGAUCGAACUCCCAUCCGUGAACCGGCUGCGAGCCAUGUUCUCCACCCGGAGGGAGGACGAUCUCGGAGACGGCAACUUCAAGAGGAGAGAUAGUGACGAAGGGAUCCAUAGCAUCACAGCGCGCAGUGUUUCUAAGGAACAGUUGGAGAAGCUCCGUGGUUCCAAGCUUCACGCUGCAUCCAAGUCACCACUCUGUAUACAAGACAGUGUAGCAACAUCGGCAUCAUCACCAACGUUAAAAUCAUCGUCAACGCUACAGUUCAGCUUCAGUGAAACUACGAAACAGUCGACGCCGCAAUCCGUAUCCUCCAAAGUGAACCUCCGACCCCUGUCGCGCGAAGCGUCAAGAGAGAAAGACACGCCCCCAUUCUCUCGGUCAGACAGUUUGUCCGACUCUUCGACUUUCAAAGACUUGGAGCCGGUGAAAGACCCGGUUUUGAUUUAUCCUCAAACCGACGACGCGAGAUCUUCGGUUUCUGAUAGCCCUGCGCCCCGCGUGACGAUGACAGUCUCACAACACACGAUGUCACCGUUGAGCUCCAAGUCAAAAAAGUCUGAUCGGAACUUUAAUUUAAACCUUUCCAGUGCUUCGUCAACGCCCAACCUGAGUCCCAACCUAACCCCUACCUCCGGCCUGGCGAAAACUGUGAAGAGUCGAAUUGAUGCCGAUUCUUCGUGCGAGAAAACCAAAUCCCCUAAAAUCAGGAGUGGAAGCAUUGUAGCCCGAACGCAAUUCUGGGAAAAGCGUAUUACGGAAGGAAGCGUCAAUGACAGUGAGAUUGAAGGCGAAUUUCCUGAUAUUACAUCUGAUGAUGAGCAACUGUGAAGUCACGUGGGCACUGUGGUGGAAGCAUUAUCGCCCGAACGCAAUUCUGGGAAAAGCGUAUUAUGGAAGAGAGUGUCAAUGACUGAGAUUAAAGGCAAAUUUCCCGAUAUUAUUAUGUCUGAUGAUGACAAAUUGUGACAUCAUGUGGGCGUCGUCUUGGAUGUGGAAGCAUUAUCACCCGAACACAAUUCUGGAAAAAGCGUAUUACGGAAGAGAGUGUUAAUGACUGAGAUCGAUGGCGAAUUUCCCUUUAUUACGUCUGAUGUUGACAAAUUGUAACAUCAUGUGGGCAUCGUCUUGGAUGUGUUCUCUACCAAUGAUAUUUCAUUAUUAAGUAGGGUUUAAACUGUUGAUCAUUAAUUCGUCAAAUACACAUACAAAUAAAUGCUAAAUUUUGGUGAAUAUAUUUUAUUAAUUAAUUUCACCAAAAAGCUAAUUCGAUAAACUGCAUGUCCAUUGUAGAUCUACCACCAUUGUUCACUGUUAAUUGAUUUAAACAUUAAUUCCAUCUUCAGUUGGCUUGUUUGGUUACGCAACUGUAAAUUCACAUGGACUGCCAAUCCGAUUAAAUGUGAUGAACCUUUUCAUUCUAAAAUUAAAGGUCACAAACUUAAGGAGCAUCUCUCCAAACCGGACCUUCUGUAAAACGGAUUUCCAUCAAAACCAGAUGUUUUUCACAGUCCCUAUUUAAUAAUCUGUACAGAACUUCACCUUUCUAAACCAGAUACCUCUUAUAACCAGACAUUGUACCUGGUCCUGAGGGUGUUUGGUAUAGAGGGGUAUCACAGUAAUUGGUAUCCUACGAGUAGGUACAAAUAACAUGAACCAAGUUCUAGUUAUGUUAAAUUUUGAAAUAUUUGCUCCUCAAAUUCACCAAACUGCUAAUAAUGUUUUGUGUUGGGCUUAAUUAAAACUUGAUUAAGGA